CGGCGCCGAAUCCAUGGCUAAAGCUAUCAAGCAGCGCGUCUACCAUGGGCAGCACGUGAUGCCAACCUUCGCCCGCCCCCACCCCGAGUGCCCAAGGACUACGACAUUUUCAUUGGAAUAUCAACUUACCGCGACGGCCCGCGCUGCGGCUUCACCCUGUACACAGCGUUUUCCCGAGCCAAACACCCCGAACGCAUCACGAUUGGAUUGGUCGAUCAAACCCAGGACGACGACACGACGUGCGUCGACGAGUAUUGCAAGUUGGCCGAGGCCUCGGAUUGGAAAGAGUGCAAGUUCAAAAGCCAAAUUCGCGUCGAUGCGAGGGACUCGCGGACGUCCAAAGGGCCGACGCUGGCGCGGUGGCAGCAGCAGCAACUCAUUAAGGACGAAGAGUUCUGUCUGCAAAUUGACGCGCACAGCCAGUUCCUUCCCAACUGGGAUGUCGAGAUCGUGGACGAGUGGCUUCGAACGGACAACGAAAUGGCCGUCUUGACUACGUAUCCUAUGAACUAUUCUUUCAUGGGCGAAGGUCUGACCCACCAAACGCGGUACAGCUCGCACUUGUGCAACUAUCUGAAGCGCACACAUGUACAAGACAUCCCCAUCAUCCGGGGGAUGAUGCUGAUUGAAGACAGCGAGUUCCCACAAAUGGCGGCGUUGUGGGGUGGGUGCUUAUCCUUUAGCAAGUGCCACGCCGAGCGCCGCGCUCCCAACGACAAGCACAUGAACUGGGUGUUUUGGGGCGAAGAGUACCUUCGCAGCAUGCAAUUGUGGACCCGUGGCUACGACCUGUACUCGCCUUCCAAGUACGGCCACGUCGUCUUUCACAACUGGUCGGACGACAAGGGGAUGAAGAAGCGGUUCUGGGACAAUGUGACGCAAGUGAUGACCCGGGAAGAGCACGACAUGGAAGAGAAGCUUGCGUACAAUCGAUUGCGAAUGGUGCUGACACUGCCGUUCAAUGGCCCGGUCGACGCCCAAGAGAUCGACAAAUUUCACGGAGGCAAGGUCCGGUCGGUGGAGCAGUUUCUCCAGUUUUCUGGCAUUUCCAACACAAAUCCAGCCUUGGACGAGUUUCGAUGUGAACAAUUACACUGGGUCCCGUACGCCAUCCCUGAAAUCAUCGAAGAAUUUCUGCCAGGCUGGAGAAUGCGCCCCGCGUUGCAAAGCAAUGGCGGCCUCUUGAAUGCGACGGACGACAUGCCUAAUAGUGUCAACGGGUCGUGGCGGGAGCGCGAGAAGGAUUUGAUCCAACGUGUCCUGGACAAGCUUGAAGCCUUGCAAACACCGAAUGCUGAGUCGUCCCAAAUGCUUCACGAGAUUCAACGUGACGUCAGCCUUCUCACACAUCCUCAUCAAAGCAUGUGGCCGUUGGCAUUUGUGUGGCUGGGAAUGCUGUCGGUGUGGCUUAUAUUCCGGCGCACGCGAUCGCCGUAUGCGCCAGUCCCGACAACGGCAGGGGCGUAGGUAAUCGAGUGUGUUGUGUAGUGCCUGUGAUGACGUAUAAUGCGAAGUCGACAGGCGUACUCCAUGGCCAUGAUGUCGAAUUCAAGCGUGCAUGUCGAGUUGCUGCGAACUGAGUCUAGCUCUGGCGAAGUUGCCCGAACAGACGACCAGCCUAUGCUGCAAUCCCUCGAUAGUGGAUGAAUAGGUAAGGCACUAGUGUUACGAAGCGCCAUCCGAGAACCGGUAAGGAAGUGCAUUAAGACCAUGAG
This is a messenger RNA of Aphanomyces invadans, 1715 nucleotides long. RefSeq lists its product as hypothetical. The transcript is spliced from 2 exons. Lineage: Eukaryota; Oomycota; Saprolegniomycetes; Saprolegniales; Verrucalvaceae. The coding region runs from base 481 to 1467 and encodes 328 amino acids. The record is from RefSeq and is a predicted model, not a curated record.